This is a messenger RNA of Colletotrichum godetiae, 636 nucleotides long. RefSeq lists its product as uncharacterized. Lineage: Eukaryota; Fungi; Ascomycota; Sordariomycetes; Glomerellales; Glomerellaceae. The record is from RefSeq and is a predicted model, not a curated record. The transcript has a single exon. The annotation marks the transcript as partial.
CAGCUGCCAAUCGGGAACGAAGGGGCGGAUUGGGUUCGUUUGGAUUUAGACAUCGGAUGCGGCUGGAGGAAAGCGUUCGUCUCGUCUUUUUCGCCCUCGCGUGGCUCCCGUGGAAUGUGCCUAGAGUCCAUUGGCAAAAACGAAACAGCGGCUCGGGACAGGUUACGGAGUACGGAUUACCUGGCAGGCUCGACUGUGGGAUCUGGAGUGGGUUCUUGGCAGGGCGUGACGCCUGGCCACCAACUGGUCCGCGACGAAGAAACAAGACUUUUUUUUUUUGUGGUUUUUGGUUUUCUUUCGCUGUAAUGUAACCUGGGGAAAUGAUUACUGGAGAUUUGGAGAAGUGUAGAAAAAAAUCGUCACAAAUCACGGUUGAUGUAGAAUGGGCUAGAACUUGGACUGGACUCUUGGACUUUCUGGAUCUUGGUAAACUGGAGACUGGCACACACUGGAUCGAGGAGUUGGAAGUGGGAAAGAUGCAAGAGUUGAUGGUGCCGGGACAUGCGUGGCUUCUGGGUCCUCGGCCCAGUUUAUGUGUUUAGUACGUUACAACUCCCGUCUGCAGUUCAAGCUUACCUGGCAGCUUAGUUAAUUGCUGUUAAGGUGCGUUUCCCAAGUUUCAAAACAGUUUGCCUA